GGGCCGGAGGCCGCAGGCCCUCAGUCCAGCGGGUUUGGAGGCGUCUGAGCCGUGCGCCCCUGUGGCGCGUCGGAGCGGGGGUUGGGAGUCGUUUGGGGCUCGAGCGUUUUCUGCUUUCUGGGCCACUGGUUGAGUUCGUUGCGGGCCUGAGAGCGGCCACGCGCUGUGGCCUGCACGGGCUCCUCCUCGCCUUCCUGAGCACGCUGGGCUUUGGUGUCCCUACUUGCUUCCAUUAUUGAUAGUUACUGUGGAAAACUAUUGCCACCAUCAAGAUCCUCUACACCACAGGACUGCAACCUGACUGCAUAAGGAUUAAAGAGAAUUUCCAAUGCUCUAAACAAGUCCUGAGUAUGAGGGAUAAAACUGUGAACAAGAAAAACAAGUCUUUUUUGUUGAAACUCACAUACCUAGAAUGGAAGACAAAGAAUAAACAAGUAAUUACUAAUGUGGACUUGAGAUGACCAUUGAAUUUGGCAAGACAGAGGUUGUGUGGUUGUGCCAGUUAAUCCAGUUAUCCAGGAAACAGAUGCCAAGAUAGAGAAGUAUUGACUUUAGAGCCAGUUUAAGACGACACACUGAGGAGGAAAGAGAAUGCCUAAGGCAUCCCUGGGGUGAUGGAGUUCCAGCCAAGGUAGACUGUGCCCCAAAUAGCAGUGAAGAAGAAAUAAAAGACAACCAGGCUGAAGAUUUUCUGGACGGGACUUUACAUUAAAGAAGGCAUUUUAUAUUGGGCAAUUCUGGAGUCUGGGAGUCCAAAAUCAAGGUGCCAGCAGGAUUGGUUUUGGGUGUUGUCAUCUGUAACAAAGAUCGUUGUGAAGCUGAAGAUGGAAUAAAGUCUUGUAACACUGGAUCUGGAUUAAGAGAUUUAGAAAAGAAAAUUAAAAUUAGUCAUUUAGGUUUUUAGCCUUCCAAUUUCAUAAUAUUUAUUCAUCUAAAUAGAUUUAAGGAGUAGAUAUUACAUUUCAGUCUUAUACCAAAGGAUGCACUAAUAUUUGUUCUAGCAUUCUUUUCCUUUUUGUAUGAGAAAAGAAAGUAGAUAGCCAGCAGCUAUAGUGAUUCAUAAUGAAGUAUACUAAGAAGAAUUUUAUAUUGUCAGCUAUUGGUUUUAUAAUCUAUACAAUUGAUUUAAUUGUGGAUAUCUGGGUUUCUGUCAAGUUUUUCCAAGAAGAACAAAAUGUUUUUGGUGCUUUAACAAUAAGUUUUAUGCUCUUUGGAACACUUGCUGUCCAGUGUUUUAGUUAUUCUUGGUUUAAGGCUGAUUUAAAGAAAUCUGGUCAAGAAAGUCAGUGUAGUUUACUCCUACUUCAUUGCUUGCAAGGAGGAAUUUUUACAAGGUAUUGGUUUGCCUUGAAAAAGGGUUAUCGCGUGGCUUUCAAAGAUAGCAGCAAAGAUAAUACAUUCACAGAUGAACACAAUGAAGUUAUAGAUAGAGUGACUGAUUUGAGCUCGCUCAGGCUGUUUGAGACCUACUUGGAAGGCUGCCCGCAACUUGUUCUUCAGCUUUACAUCUUUCUGGAACAUGGUGAAAUAUAUUUCCGUCAAUAUGCAGCCAUCCUGAUUUCUUGCCUUGCUAUUUCUUUGUCAACUCUUGAUUUUCAAAUAGCUUUGAGAAAAUCCUUGCCUGAUAAAAGUCGCCUCAGUGCAUGCUAUUCCAUAUUCUCAUAUCUCUUUUACAAGUUGUUUACAUUAUCAUCUUGGAUGCUGAGUAUUGUUUUUCUUUUAUUCUUAAAUGUUAAAAUUGCUUUAUCUCUGUUGUUUUUUCUUUGGUUGUUAGGUAUACUGUGGGCAUGUAAAAUACAAACUAAGUUUUGUGCUUCCAAAAGUAUGGAAUGCUUGUACAGAAUUGUUGCUGGAUUCAUUCUUAUCUUUACAUUUUUUAAUAUUAAGGGACAAAAUACCAAAUGUCCAAUGUCUUGUUAUUAUAUUGUAAGGGUGCUAGCCACAGUGGGGAUCUUGAUUGUGUUCUGGUUUUUCCCACUCUCUAUUUUUAAUUCAGAUUAUUUUAUAGCUAUCAGUAUAACUAUAGUUCUUAGUCUUCUCUUUGGAAUCAUUUUUCUUAUUGUUUAUUAUGGAGCUUUGCACCCAAACAGGGAAGAAAAAAAUUUUGAUGAAGUUGAUGGAAACCCAGUACAAAAAACUGUAGAGUGAAAUUUUUCCUAAUGGAAUAAGCUAUUGAUUUAUGAGAUUUUUUUAUUUUUGUUUAAUAUUUAAUAAAGAAAA
Talpa occidentalis (Iberian mole) is the source of this 2220-nucleotide messenger RNA. It is a transcript of the gene XKR9, whose product is annotated as XK related 9. The record is from RefSeq and is a predicted model, not a curated record. Gene Ontology annotation, cellular component: plasma membrane. The transcript is spliced from 9 exons. Bases 1063 to 2148 code for a protein of 361 amino acids. Lineage: Eukaryota; Metazoa; Chordata; Mammalia; Eulipotyphla; Talpidae. Gene Ontology annotation, biological process: apoptotic process involved in development; engulfment of apoptotic cell; phosphatidylserine exposure on apoptotic cell surface.